UUACAAAAUUCGAUUUCAAAGCAGGUUAUUUUCAAGUACCAUUAGACAAAUUAGAUCGACCAAAAACAGCAUUUUCAACUCGAGAUGGACAUUUUCAAUUUAAAGUAUUACCACAAGGUCUUACUAAUGGACCACCAACAUUUCAACGUAUUGUUAAUCAAAUAUUAGAAGUAUGUUUAUUAUUACAUGAAGCAAAUUUUAAAUUAAAUGUUGAUAAAUGCGAAGUAGCAAGAACAGAAAUAUUAUUUCUCGGACACUUAAUUAAAGCAGGUACUAUUAAACCUGAUCCAGACAACAUCCGUGGUUUGACCGAAACACGUGAACCAAUAUCAGCUGAAGAAGCAUUUAGAUUCGUCAAAGCAGCAGAAUAUUACCGAAAAUUUAUUCCAAAAUUUUCCACCAUCGCUGCACCAUUACAUAAAUAUUCUCCAGCAACAGUACAACAACAGAAGAAUAAUAAAAAAUUAAAAUUUGAAUUAUCUGCUGAAGCUAGAACAGCAUUCCACCAACUCAAGAAAAUAUUAACAACUGAUCUUAUUCUUGAUUUACCUGAUGAUACAUUAUUAUUUAAAUUACAAACUGAUGCUUCUGUAGAGGGAAUUGGGGCUGUUCUAUUACAGAUGACCCCCAAUGGUGAUCGACCAUUAGCAUAUAUGUCAAAGAAAUUAACAAAAGCACAAACUAAGUGGCCAACAAUUGAACAAGAAUGUUAUGCAAUAGUACAAGCAAUAGAAAAAUGGGAUAAAUAUCUUCGUGGACAUGAAUUUAUAUUAGAAACUGAUCAUGAACCAUUAAUACAUUUUACAAACAAAGAACAAUUAAAUAAACGAUGUGAACGAUGGCGAUUGAAAUUAGCUGAAUAUCGGUUUAAGGUGAAACACAUUCAAGGCAAGAAAAAUCAUAUGGCAGAUUAUCUUUCAAGAUCACCAGUCGAAAUAGCUGAAGAAGAUAUUGAAGAACGACCUCAAUAUGAAUCAACAUCAACACAAACAGAUUUAUCAUUUUCAUCAUUAAAUAAUAAUUUGAUUCCAUUAAAAAUAACAACAGCAAUUACUAGAGCUCAAGCCAAAUUACAACAACAAGCAACGGCAACACCAUCUAUUAAACCGACGGAUGGAAAAAUUAAUGAGCUCAUCCCACAAGGGAAAGUAGCGACUGAUGAAGAACUGAUAAUCAAACCAUCAGAUGAAAAUCCAAACAAGAUCAUCCCAUUUGAUAUGGAUGAUUUAAGAAAAUGUCAAGAAGAAGACAAAACAAUUCAAGAAAUAAAAAAGAAUAUUAAGAAGAAAAAACAUUAUUUUAUUGAAGAUGGAAUAUUAUUUAAAAAACAACAACUACCAUUUCCACCAGUGCCAUACGUUCCAGCAGGACGAAUACGUGCUGAUAUACUAAAAAUUUAUCAUGAUACACCUGCUAAUGGAGCUCAUUUUGGCCGUGACAAAACAAUAAGGAAAAUUCAAGAACGUUAUUAUUGGCCAACAAUGAUAGCAGAUAUUAAAAAUCAUUUAAAUUCAUGUUUACCAUGUGCACAAAAUAAUUAUCGUCGUCAAAAAUUACCAGGAAAAUUAAAACCAAUACCAUCCCCGAAAGGAAUAUGGAAAUUAUUAAGUAUGGAUUUUCAUGGUCCAAUAACUCCAACAUCAAAAAAAGGAAAUAGAUACAUUAUAUCUUUAACAGAUGUAUUAUCAAAAUUUGUUAUCACAAAAGCUGUUCGAAAUUGCUCAGCAACAACAGCAGUGAAAUUUCUUAUAAAUGAUGUUAUAUUAAAAUAUGGCACUCCAACAUGUAUAUUAACCGAUAAUGGUACUUAUUUUACUUCUCAAGUUAUGAACAAAUUGUUUGAAAAUAUUGGAGUCACUCAUCUCUAUUCUACAGUAUAUCAUCCACAGACUAAUGGACAAAUUGAACGAUUUAAUGCUACGAUGGAUGGAAAAAUUGCCGCUUUAUGUAAUGAACGACGUACAGACUGGGAUGAAGUAUUACAAUUUGUUACAUUUAAUUAUAAUACAUCAAUACAUGCAACAACAAAACAAACACCAUUCGAAAUGAUGCAUGGAAGACAAGUUACACUUCCAUUUGAUCAACAAAAAGAAAUUAUUUCGCUCACACAAGAUCCAGAGCACAGUCAAAAAAUUAGAAUAUAUCUCGAAAAAUUAGUAAAUGAAGCUCGAAAUAAUAUUAUAAAAAAUCAACAACAAUAUAAAGCUCGAUAUGAUUUACAUAGACAAGAUUUAUUAUUAAAAGUCAAUGAUCUAGUUUUAGUAAAAACAAGAAAUGUUAGAAAUAAAUUUGAUAUACGAUAUGAAAGUCCAUUUAAAAUUAUUAAACAAUUAGGACAUAAAACAUUCAUUGUUCAACACGUAAAGAAAUUAACAUUAACAAGACAAGUAACAAUGGAUGUUAUCGUUCCUUUGGUGGAACGAUGGAAUUUAAUUUAA
This is a messenger RNA of Rotaria sp. Silwood1, 2438 nucleotides long. The record is from the annotation of a GenBank genome assembly. NCBI's taxonomy places the organism in Eukaryota, Metazoa, Rotifera, Eurotatoria, Philodinida, Philodinidae.